CUUUUUGAAGGGAGAAAAUGGGUACCCAAUCCCAAAUGCAAGUGCUUCAGCUUCUUCAACCGUUGCCACUCUCAUUUUCUAGCUCGUCUUCCUCAUCAUCACAGAGAAGAGCUCUCAUUUUCAAUGGGGGUCGACUCUCCUCGUCUCCUUGCAGACGUAGCAAUCUCUCUCUCCAACACCCAAAGAGAAGACUUUCCCUCGUUCUCGCCACUGGGGAAGACACAGCUUCGACUUCGACUUCGACUUCAGUUUCAGCUGAUGCCGACCCUGAAGACCUCGAAUACGUGGGCCAAAUCAAAAGGGUGUUAGAGCUUCUCCGCAAGAACAGGGACAUGUUGUUUAGUGAGGUUAAGCUGACCAUCAUGAUUGAAGACCCAAGAGAUGUUGAGCGCAGGAGACUGCUUGGCAUCGAAGAACAAGAUGGCCCCACAAGGGAGGACUUAGCUGCCGUUUUGGAAGAAGUGAAUGAAGGAAAAAUACCAGAAAAUCGUGUUGCUCUUCGCCUGCUUGCAGAAGAAAUGAUUCAAUGGCCCAAUCUUGAGGUUGAAGCAGAAAAGAAAAAACCUAGCAAAUCCCUAUAUGCUAAAGCCACAGAUACCGGUAUUGAUCCUCGAGAGGCUGCUAGGAGACUCAACAUGGAGUGGGAUACAGCUGCUGAGAUUGAAGAUGGUGAUGCCAAGGAAGAGACAGAAGUGCCUGCAGCUUUGGGCUAUGGAGCACUGUACUUAGUCACAGCUUUUCCAGUCAUCAUUGGCGUUUCGGUUGUAUUGAUUCUAUUUUAUAACUCUCUCCAGUAGAGAGACCUUGUAAUGGAUUCAUCCAUCGAUUUUACUGUAUUUCUUAGUAUGAAUAUGAAUGAUUAGUUGUGCAAUAUGAAAUUUUGUGUAUCAUUGUCCCUGUCUCAUUCUAUAAAAAAAGAAUAAAGAAAGCUGCUUGUUUGCAUAAA
Humulus lupulus (European hop) is the source of this 946-nucleotide messenger RNA. RefSeq names its product ycf3-interacting protein 1, chloroplastic. Gene Ontology annotation, biological process: photosystem I assembly; response to photooxidative stress. NCBI's taxonomy places the organism in Eukaryota, Viridiplantae, Streptophyta, Magnoliopsida, Rosales, Cannabaceae. The coding region runs from base 18 to 797 and encodes 259 amino acids. Gene Ontology annotation, cellular component: chloroplast thylakoid membrane. The transcript is spliced from 6 exons. The record is from RefSeq and is a predicted model, not a curated record.